CUAGCUGUUCCCAUAAAAAAACAUUUGAUUACUUUAAUAGCAUCAAACUCUAUCGGUUCCGCUACAAACUCGGAAUCAAUUUAUUCCUUGCACAGAUUUGACAGAUUGUUUCUUUGGUGAUUUACUGCGAUAUUUUGAGUAUUUGAGUACUUCCCCAACGUUUGAGCGCCACUGGUAAAUCCCACUUCAGCAGCAAUUUAAAAAAGGUGGGCAAGGUGGAGGUGAACGAGCGAGCACAUGGCCAUGCCAUAGAAAUGUAAAUUUUUCAAUACAGUAGUUGUCUUGUGCUUGCGUUUGAAUGACAAACAACGGAGUUGCUUUCUUUUUCGUGCAAGUUUGUCAAGCGAUUCAAAGCGGAUGUGCGCCACUAAACACGCAAAAGAACUGCGAAACGAUGAAUAAUCGACGAUUUCGCGCUGGAAAAGUGGUUUUUGUCUUGCUUAGAGAAGAUUUGUGACGUUAGGAAGCACGCUUUUAUGACCAUCGUCCCCACAUAAAAGCUCCGUUCAUAGAGAAAUUACAUUUUCUGCACCAUAAAACAAGUUGCGGCAGUUUAUUAUUAAUUCAAUGUUUGCAGAAGCCGUCAAAAAUGGCCCGGAGAACACCCGCGGAUGCAAAAAACGGAAGUAGCAGACCAGUCAGUUUUUAUGACAAUUGCCUGGAAAACGGAAAUAAUUCCGAAAGUCUUGUCAGAGAGACACAAUUUGAUAGUAGUCCAACGCAAGCACACUGUUUGGUGACUACAGUACCUCAAAAUAUUGCCGCUCAGAAUAUCGCAAGUAAGCAUACGCCCAAUAGGAACAGUCUGAGGCAUAGUCGGAUGAUUGCGAUGAAUAAAAAUGGACGAGUGCCUCGAAAAUACUUACCUGCAAUAUUCCGAUAUCACAAAUUAGCCAAAGCUUUGCUCGGCCUAAUAAUACUCUUAGGUUUAUCAAUAUGUUUUUUGUCUCUUUGGCUACUAAUAUGGACCCCAAACAUCCGACAACGAGACAAUCCUCACUGGAGCGGAAUACCAGUACUACUAUCAGGUAUAGUUGGCAUGGUACUGGUUUGUUGCUUUCGAAAGGAGCAUCCAGGCAUGAAAAAAAAUUACUUUGUUUACGCCGUCAAGGUAUUAAGUGUGACUUUGAGCACGAUUGGUGCGAUUUCGGCAUUCACAGCUUCCGCUUUCGCCGUUAUUCACUUAGUGGCGCUGUAUAGCAUGACCUGUACUCCCCCCGGCCAACUCGACACCACUUGCAUGUGCAUUAAAAACGAUACUCUCCCCACUCAAAGUUACCACUAUGUCGACUUGAGUUGUCUCGAAGUUGAUAAUAUUCUCACAAUACUUAUAAUUUUCUCGUGCGCUGUGAAUCUCAUCGUUGGUGUGAUGGAAGUGUGGUACGUUUAUCUACAUUGGGCCAGUAGAUAUGUCUAUACUUAUUCCAAAGUAAGGACGGAAAAUGACCAACCGACUGUUCUACAAAACCCCAGAUAAUUCUGUACCUGUGUGUUGUCCCAAAGAUUCGUUUGUAUAUUUGUUGGUAGGACUUCUUAUUGUUAAAUAAAAGAGUUAUUACAUAUUUGUAAAAAAUUUAAAUAAAGUUAUAUCGAUUUUUCACAUUA
Tribolium castaneum (red flour beetle) is the source of this 1605-nucleotide messenger RNA. RefSeq lists its product as uncharacterized. Gene Ontology annotation, cellular component: dystrophin-associated glycoprotein complex; sarcolemma. Bases 590 to 1477 code for a protein of 295 amino acids. The transcript has 6 exons. NCBI's taxonomy places the organism in Eukaryota, Metazoa, Arthropoda, Insecta, Coleoptera, Tenebrionidae. The record is from RefSeq and is a predicted model, not a curated record.